GAAGAGAAGAAGAUUUGUCAAAGAUAUAAGAGCAUGGUAGAAGGGGUCAAGAUUAGAAGAACCCGCGAUGGCCAACCUCUUCCUUGCCAACUUGCCGUCAAAAGGUCUGAUGGUGAAUCUCCCAGAAAUCGGUUCCAAUCUCAGGUUGCACAACAUGUGCGAAAACCAUGUCCAGACAAAUGAUGCAAGCAAUGCCGAAGUGCAAAUCAUCACAACUGACAAAACCAACAUUCUCGCUAGAAGCCUACAACUUCGAAGACUAAGACACUUCUCAACAAGCCCUGAACUAAAUUCGAGAUCAAACUCUAAACAGAAGCGAAGGAGGGAAUCGGUCAACUCUUGUAGCAAACGCAGACUCGUCUUGUCGUCUCCCACACUGCGUGAAAGCAGGAUAAGCUCUUACUUCAGGCGUGAUGACGGUCUCGAGGAUCAACCGUCCGAAGCGAAGAUGGGAUCUUCGAAAGGAAAUGCAAACUCAGCGAGGAAGAGAGGUCGAAAGCUCUUUCAAAGUACACGCUCAGCAGAUGCCAAUGAUGAAGAGGCCGGGCAAAAAGCAAGUCUGGAACAGGAUCGAUGAGUGUCUACGCUAAUCAGCUGUUCCUAUGUUCCUUGUGUACAUAUUUACUUGUUUGCGCCGUCAUAAAUUGUUCUCAUCGGAGUC
This is a messenger RNA of Guillardia theta CCMP2712, 661 nucleotides long. RefSeq lists its product as hypothetical. The transcript has 3 exons. Bases 68 to 577 code for a protein of 169 amino acids. NCBI's taxonomy places the organism in Eukaryota, Cryptophyceae, Pyrenomonadales, Geminigeraceae. The record is from RefSeq and is a predicted model, not a curated record.